Molecule: messenger RNA, 4317 nt
Organism: Diorhabda sublineata
Lineage: Eukaryota; Metazoa; Arthropoda; Insecta; Coleoptera; Chrysomelidae
Product: facilitated trehalose transporter Tret1-like
Exons: 3
Coding region: 114-1430 (438 amino acids)
Biological process (GO): transmembrane transport
Cellular component (GO): membrane
Molecular function (GO): transmembrane transporter activity
Source: RefSeq, a predicted model, not a curated record
GAUUCAUUAAGAGAAGUUGUUACGAAUAAGUCGUAAUGAACAAUGAUUAGUGAGUUUGGGUAGGUAGAAUGUAAUUCCAUCGUAGUUUUAACAGUGGAUUAAUUAGUGACGCCAUGGUUGGUGAUAGGAAAAAAAUUGCUACAAUUCUCACAGCUUGCGUUUUGUUGAUAUUGGCUUCAGCAUCAGCGAUAUGGAUCGUUUUUGGAAUAAAGAAACUCGAAAGGAUAAUGUUUCUCAAGGUCCACCAUGUUAAUAUUCUAAACGCAAUGCUUCCAGUGGGUGGUGUUGCUGGUACAAUAAUAUUCGGCACAGCGGCGGAAUUAACGGGGAGAAAAAUAACAUUGCUAGCAAUAGCAGCGACUUACGCAAUAGCAUUCAUUGUUUUCCAGUUUGUUAAAUCUUUGACAGUUGCUUGUAUUGGUAGAGUGAUCGCAGGAUUUGCUGUAGGAGGAAGUUACAUCGUUUUACCUAUUUAUAUAGGAGAAAUGUCUGAACCAUCUUCCAGAGGAACUAUGGGUUGUAUGAUGACAAUAAGCUCUUUAAUAGGCUACUUAGUAUGUUAUUUAAUCGCUAAUUAUUGUACGUACACUAUAUAUAAUGUAGUAGCAAUAGCUCUAUCACUAGUUUUCAUCCUGACGUUUAUUUGGAUAGGAGUGGAAUCACCGUAUUAUUUUUUAAGAAGACAACAAGAUGAAGAUCAAACAGACAUAACUCAUUUUGAGAAUGGUAAUAAUAUACAUAGAUUACUGUACUUUAGAGAACAAAAAUUUAUGACCUGUUGUCGAUCAGCCGUUUGGAUAAAAUCCUUAAUGAUGAUGAGUUUGCUGAUUCUAAUCCAUCAUUUUUCUGGAGUUAGUAUGAUUCCAAUUCUUUUACAAUAUGUUGCUUCAUACCUAGGAUCAAGAAAUUUCAGCUUAGACCAGAAAAUCAUAUUGAUAAUAUCAGUCGGUCUGGAGUUAGUUGGAACAAUCGUUUGUACCUUACUAGUGGACAAGUUGGGCAGAAAACCAUGUUUGAUAAUUUCGACUGUAUGCAUAGCAUUAUUUUAUGCACCAAUGGCCAUACUAAAUGCCAUCAGAACAAAAUAUUUGGAUGUUAAUCAAGUGCCUGCUUUGACUAUUCUAUUUUUAGUUAUGUUUUUAAUAUUUUUUAAUUGUGGAAUAGCUCCCAUACCACGUAUUUUAUUAGGUGAAAUUUUUCCAAUGAAAAUUAAAAUGUUUGCUGCGGCAUAUAUAGUUAGUUUGCAACAAAUAUCAGUGUUUAUUGUCACAAAUUAUUUCCAGCAAAUUUCAUAUUUUAUUGGUUAUAAUACUAUUUUAUUCAUAUUUUUCGGAUCUAUGACCCUAGCACCUAUUUUAAUACAUUUUGGAAUUUUCGAGACUAAAGGUAAAAGCUUACACGAAAUACAAAUGGUUUUGAAAAAUUAUUGACUUUUUUGUCAAUAAUUUCCGAUGACAGGAAGUCGUAUUGAAUUAUCUAAGUGAACCAUAAUAAAUUUUCCCAAAACCAUCAAUGGUUACUAAUAAAAGAAUAUUUUCAUGACUUGACUAAGUAAUAUUCAAAGAUUGAUGAUAUAUUUAAUCAGAACAUGUAUCUUUAGGAAUUAUCGGAGCCUAUGAUCACAUUUCCAAUAGAUCACCUAACAGCUACUUGUGAGUUUCCUUUCAUUUUUAUUACUUUAGAUUCUUACAGUAACUUUUCCAAGCUAAUUCAUGCUUUAUAUUCUAGCUAUUCAAUAAUCAUUAGUGAGCACGAUAUAUCUGCAUUCUAGACUCAACUUUGAUACCAAUAAACUAUUCUUAUGUGGCAAAUUAAAAAAUUACAGAAACCACCUGUCUCUUAUGUUGCUCAUACGAAUCUACCUUACAAAAUCAUACAUACAAAAACAAAACAAACAACCCGACAGCUGAUAGCAUUUACGGUAGAUAUGAUUUUAUAAUAUAGCCCUUACUCAAUUAUUUUGUUCAAUUUCCCGAACGAUAGAAACAUGAUAUGAAUUACUUUCAGAUCGUGAUCGCAUUAAAUCGAUCAUAAUUUCUGAACAGACCUCUUGUAAAACGUGUUUUGAAAAGUGACUAUGACAUAUACUCAAAAACAGCUUUUGAUCAUAGUUUCGUGAUGUACUCUUCAAAUUAUGAUAAGUAACCAUUUGAGGUGAUGAGUCGAUUGAUAUUUAAUAUCAUGAAUUUUAAUAAUUUAAAUUUGAAAACACACAACCCUCUAUAUUCCGUUUUCUAUAGAAAAAUGUAGAAAUAUGCGAAACGACAUUAAAUUGACUUCAAAAAUAGGAAAUUACAUUAACUUUCUAGCGAGGUUAUAGUUCUUCCAAUAUCAAUUGCAGAUUAUAAAAACCUUUGCCCACAAUUUUGUUUGAUCUACCAUAGGCGUAGAUACCUCAUUUUAUAAAUUAAUUAUUUUUAUAAAUAGAGAAAGUAUUCGUUAAAAGGCAAUCGAAUCAUUAUAAAUUGGAUGGAAUUAACUUGCACACAUGUACCUUUCUGUACAGCUGAGCCUGUUUUCUACCCCAUUCGUUUUUUUUUUCUGGAAAAAGGAAUUUGAAAGCAAAAUCCAUAAAGAAAAGAAAUGUUUCGCAAAUGAAACAAAAUAAAAAAACAUUUUAAUUCCAAAGUAUCUUUAUUAACAAUAAUGGUAGUCAGAAUCGUUUGAAUUGGAGUCAUCAUUUGAUUGAAUUAUGAAGGGUGGUAAAGAGGGUGAUACCACAUACCCAUCUUCUUCUUUGAUAACAUGUUCUACACAGUUUUUUCCAAAGUUCGCGGUCUGCUGCUACAACUUUUUUACGAGUUCUACAACCUCUUAGUUCUGGAGACUGAUUACAUUUUCGUAAUUCUGAUUUGACGUUUGUCUAUAAGGUUUAAUAUGCAACAGUAAGGAGGUAGUCUGAGUAGACUGUGACCCUGUUCUUUGCACAGCUUGUCAAUAUAAUAAAUUUCCUCCCUUUAAUAACAGUAAGCAGUUCUUUGUUUGCUGGGCCUUUUUUACGAACGCUGAAAGGAAUAGGAAUAUGUUUUUCAGAUAUAAAUGCUGAAAUUUGAGCUUUUUUACUACUAUUAUUUGGUAUCUUGAAGAGUUGCCACGACUGGUAGGAUGCGUUGCCCAUAACCAUUACUGACUGUACGGGAAUGUUAGGUUGAAGUUGUUCAUUAAACCACUUUCCAAAUAAUUCUGCUGUCAUAUCUUCAUGACAAUUAGCUGCACAGUUUUUAAUUUUUUAGCAGAUAUUAAUAAAGCAUUAGGCACGAAACUGUCUUUGCUUCCAGCGUGUACUAGUAUAACGCAUUUCCUUUUAGAACAUUGCCCAUUCAAACAGCAAUUUUCACUAUUGUCAACCCAACCGAAAUUUACUUCAUCGUAACUGUCAAAACAUGUUUCAUCUAGAUAGAUUAUGUGUCUAAUAGAACUUCGGUAGUCUUUUAUCUGACGCAAAUAAUCUUGUCGCCAUCGAACGAUUCUUGACGAUUCGGAUAUUGCCAUCAAUUUUAUUAAUUUUUCUAUGUUCAAACCACAUGCUGACAAAACUUGACGCUAUGUUUCUUAACUGGUAUAAUUGUAUUCUGGAUAAUCUGCUACGCUAAUUAAUACUACUUAUCGCUGACUUUUUGGCUGGAAUACUUCGAAGAAACUGUGUACAUUGGCCUUCUGACAACUUCGGCCAAUAGAAAUGCAAUUAUGUUUACGAUUCGAUGUCGAUUCCAUUGGUAAACAGUGGAGAUAAUGAGUUCACGUGGACUGACAGUUUGUUAGAUUUUAACCGAAUUUUAUACGGGGAGUUAACAUUCUUUUCCAUUUCUUAAUUUGGUAUAACUGUCUUCUGCAAUUGAUAUGGGAAGAGCUAUAAAUACAAUCCCUAAAUUAUUAAAUAGAAGUAUGUUAUGAUUUAUAUUUGAAAUUAUAUAUAUUCUCUUGCUUAAAAUCAUCAUUGAAAAUAUUGUCUACCUUAUAUAUAAAAUUUAUAGCCUAGAUUAUUUUUUGUGCUAAAGUAGCAUAAUUAUGAAUUAAUCAACAAAUAAAUAUGACGUGUCCUUACAUAUUUUAGAUAGACAGAAAUAUAUUGGCGUAGUUGCCAAACUUACACUUAUGUACUAUAGUUGUUUCAUCAACUAUGUAAUAAAGGUAGCGGCUUUUAUAUACUUAUCAAGUUAUGUUCAAAAUUUAACAAAUCUAUCCCUAAGGGAAAGAUAAUUAAUGUAACCUUUCCAUUUACUGGAUAUCUUUAUUGAGUUUUUGUUUCUCAAACAAUUUCUUUCAUUUUUGCAAUGUUUUAUGAAACUUAUGAUUCAAUAUAUUGAAAUUAUUGUU